UCUGUGUGAAAAAUCCAGACGAAAGUUGCAAGACAAAGAUGAGGUUCAAUUAAUUGAUUUGGUCUUUAUGGGAAGCACUUCCCGUCAAUAUUAUCCACCAGAUGCCCCUCAAGAUUCAUUCAAUAAUGUAGAAAGAUAAUUGACGAUCCAAACUGGAAAAUAAUUACGGGGGACGUCACCUAGCAGUUGCUCUCAUGAAUCUGAAAAAGUUGAAGGGGCAUAACAAACUAUUCCAGUAUUUGCAGCAGGUACUAAUUGUCGAGGGGCAUUCCACAGAAAUAUAUUGUCAUUUCUACUAUUUUGGGACAACAUUAGCCACUGCCCUGACGGUUGCAUCUAUCGGUGUCGGCUUUGUCGCAGUCUCCUGGGCAUACAGGGAUCAUAGAAGGGAGAGGGCCGAGAUGAGCAGUGCCAGGAACGUUGUCUGGUGUUUGCUGCUAGCCGAGAGGGACAGAGCAUUUUUGAAGCAGAUGAGAGCAAAUCGUGAAGAAGAACGCGAGCUGAUGAAAGACUAUCCAGGAUGGGUGGUGGGUACCUACUUCGGAGAGCCAAUCUUCGAAGGUGGAGACCCAACAGAGCUCAUCGAACCCACCUUCCACGAGUACGCAGCUCAUACAUCGCAGUAUAACACCUACGAGAGAGUUUUACGUGCCACACUGUCGUAAAUAAAUGGAAUUAUGGAUUCGUUCUGAAUGUGAUUAGUCCGAAGAAGUGUCAAGUUAAGUGGAGGUAUUCAAGCAAGUGUAUAGUAAAUGAACUUCAAUAAAUUAAUAUCUAAAAUUUA
Molecule: messenger RNA, 784 nt
Organism: Diachasmimorpha longicaudata
Lineage: Eukaryota; Metazoa; Arthropoda; Insecta; Hymenoptera; Braconidae
Gene: ND-B16.6
Product: NADH dehydrogenase [ubiquinone] 1 alpha subcomplex subunit 13
Exons: 3
Coding region: 195-665 (156 amino acids)
Source: RefSeq, a predicted model, not a curated record